AUGUCCUCCAACGACGAGGUUGACGGCUGGAUUGCCCAGCUCAUGCAGUGCAAGCCCCUCAGCGAGACUGAGGUUAAGAAGCUCUGCGACAAGCACGACCUGUCUGAGCUGUUCCGCAUCGGUGGCAACUCGCCCGACACCAACUACCUGUUCAUGGGCGACUACGUCGACCGUGGAUACUACUCCGUCGAGACGGUGACGCUCCUCGUCGCGCUCAAGCUGCGGUACCGGGACCGUGUCACGAUUCUCCGUGGAAACCACGAGUCUCGCCAGAUCACGCAGGUGUAUGGCUUCUACGACGAGUGUCUCCGCAAGUACGGCAACGCCAACGUGUGGAAGUUCUUCACCGACCUGUUCGACUACCUGCCCCUGACGGCUCUGAUCGACAACCAGAUCUUCUGUCUGCACGGUGGUCUCUCGCCCUCGAUCGACACGCUCGACCACAUCCGCUCCAUCGACCGUAUUCAGGAGGUUCCCCACGAGGGCCCGAUGUGCGACCUGCUCUGGUCUGACCCCGAUGACCGCUGUGGCUGGGGUAUCUCCCCCCGUGGUGCCGGAUACACGUUCGGACAGGACAUUUCCGAGGCGUUCAACCACAACAACGGCCUCACGCUCGUCGCCCGUGCCCACCAGCUUGUCAUGGAGGGCUUCAGCUGGUCGCAGGAGCGCAAUGUCGUCACCAUCUUCUCGGCCCCGAACUACUGCUACAGGUGUGGAAACCAGGCCGCCAUUCUCGAGGUCGACGACGCCCUCAAGUACACGUUCCUCCAGUUCGACCCCGCCCCGCGUGCGGGCGAGCCCCUCGUCUCGCGCAGGCCGCCGGACUACUUCCUCUAA
This is a messenger RNA of Trichosporon asahii var. asahii CBS 2479, 837 nucleotides long. Its product is annotated as serine/threonine protein phosphatase 2A, catalytic subunit. Bases 1 to 837 code for a protein of 278 amino acids. Gene Ontology annotation, cellular component: cytosol. NCBI's taxonomy places the organism in Eukaryota, Fungi, Basidiomycota, Tremellomycetes, Trichosporonales, Trichosporonaceae. The transcript has 2 exons. Gene Ontology annotation, biological process: peptidyl-serine dephosphorylation; mitotic cell cycle. Gene Ontology annotation, molecular function: protein serine/threonine phosphatase activity. The record is from RefSeq and is a predicted model, not a curated record.